CUCAGCUCAGCAGCCGCCAGCAGCAGAUGUCUCUCUCCGCGUCUCCUGUCACUGUCUCACAUCUACAGCCCCACUGCUCAUUUUCUGCGUCGUCAAACUUUUCAUUCGACACAACUCGGGUGUAUUCUUUAAAUUCAGGGAGCCGCAUGCGCAUUAUUUUCAUGGCUCGACUUUGAAGAGACAGAAACUCUGUCGGAUCCGAGAGGCCAGAUUUAUGCUGGUCACAGAGACUGGGACCCCGAUACAUGCUCCUUGAGAUCUUUUCCCACACAGGUUUGAGCACAGCUGUCCAAAGACUGCGAUGUCAUCAAAAAUGCAGAGCUCCAGUAGCAUAGCGCAGGCCAGGCGGGUGGUGCAGCAGCUGAGGAUAGAGGCCGGCAUCGAGAGGAUAAAGGUGUCCAAAGCCUCAUCAGACCUGAUGCGCUACUGUGGAGAACAUGCCAAGAAUGACCCGCUGCUCAUGGGCAUCCCCGCUUCAGAAAACCCUUUCAAGGACAAGAAGCCUUGCACUCUUUUGUAGGUGAACAUCUGAACUUUUGCUGCUUUCUUUUUUUAUUAUGUGGGAAACAAAAGCUGUUCACAACUUAUCUUAGGGCCAGUGUACCCCCCUUUACUUUUUCACAUGCCUGCUGCAGUUUAAGGAAUGUAUUCUAGAUACCAGUUACACCAAAGAACAGGCAGAAGCUUGAGGCUGUGGCCUGGAGUUGAGCUGUACCAUAGAUGGGAGAGAUCCUAACUCUCCAAUUAUAACAGCACACAUAAACAAGCCCCCUUAAUCAUUAGUCCAAUCAGAUUUAGGCUUUCAGCUUUCACCUCUUGCUUUCAUCAGGCUUGCUUCAGGAAACAGUUGUUGGAGGUUGUGUUUUACUGAUAAUGAGAGCCAGAGAUAAUGAUAUCCUGUCCCCAGACAAGUAAACUGUCCGUCACAUGAAGACAAAUAGACAGAGUGGAGGUCCACUUCCACUGAUGCACAACUCCUCAGACACAAUCAUAAAUAAUAGUCUUGGCCAUUAAAUUGUUCUCAAACAACUCAAAUCCUAAUCAAAUUGUUCUAUCUCAUUCAACCUUUCCAGAGACAAACAGUUCCCUGAAAAUGUUCAUGGGAUUUUUUUUUCAAGGUACUAAGAACUGCUUUUACCAGUGUUAGGAUGAAGUAUAGCUUAUUUACAGUCUAGAUCCACAAUUUUUUUGGAUAAUUCAACACUGAGGUUUUAUUUUCUGUCAUUACUUGUUACUUAAGCUAGUUGCAAUCCUGUUAUGCGGCAGACUUUCAAUACAUACUUCAAUUAAAUCCAAUGCAAAUCUAUUGAAGGAAUACUUCACCCACAUAAUUAUCAUUUAUAAAUGAAUUAAUUUGUGUAAAAAAUGUUGCUUUUCUCACAUGCCUUUACAGUGAACGAAGAAUCCAAAAACAGAAAAUUCUGUAUGAAUCUAAGUUAGCGGGAUCUGUGUUAAACAACAGCAAAACUAUAUCAAAACAUCAGUUUACAAACCCUCAUAAAACUCUUGCAGUAUGAUCCAAGUCUCAUUUAUCCAGUCGUAUGCUCAGUACUUGCCAAACACACCUGGGCACAAGCGUGCAUUUAAACUCCAUUGAGCAGAGUUCAAAUGCAUGUUGUUGCUUGUAGCGAUGCAGUGGUUAGCACUAUCGCCUCAAAGCAAGAGGGUUCUCGUUUGAACCUGCCGGCCGGCAGAGAUCCAUCUGUGUGGAGUGUGCAUCUUCUGCCCAUGUCAGCAUGAGUGUUCUCCAGGUUCUCUGGCUUUCUCCCACACUCCAGAGACCUGAUAGUCGGGUUAAUUGGGGACUCUAAAUUGCCCACAGGUGUGAUUGUGAGUCUAAAUGUCUGUCUCCAUGUGCCAGUGUGAUAGUCUAGCGACCUGUCCAGGGUGUCAGCUAAAAUAAACUCCAGUCACCCCAUGACCCUGAAAAGGCUAAGUAGCUACUGACAAUGAAUGAAUGAAUGAAUGUGUUUGUGAUGUACUGAUUCUCCGUGCACAAGUUUUUUUUUGAGUGUUUGUAAACCGAUAUUUUGAUUUAGUUUUGCUGUUGUUAAUUGCGGCCUACUUUUACUCCAGUUCAUCAAGAAUGUUCUCUGCUUUUGGAUUCUUCGUUCAAGUUCAAGUUUUCUUGACGAGUUCAACGUAACAUGGAAUAACUGAUCAAGAAAUGAUCAUUUUGUGGAUGAUGUCUUGCCUUAAAUUGUGCAGUUUUAAUACCAGAGGGUAGAAUUCUCUUGACAAAACUGUCUAAGUGUCUUUUUUAGUCAUUUUCUUUGCAUUUGCCUUAAAAAAUGAAUGUAAAACUCAGUCCAACUAUCUCUAAAAAUGACAUGUUCAGAUGAGAUCAUUGUACAUUGUGCAUGACCCUUUUGCAUGAGGUAUUCCUUGAUUUAUAGAAAGAAAUAUUCAUUAUGAGGCCAUCAUUGCUGAAAGAAAAGGAUUCAAGACCAUUCUGUGCCAUCUUAUCACAUCUACCUACUUUAAUGUCACUAUGUUCUUUCUGCAGAGCCAAGGCUGUACUAUUCAGGCACUUUGAAACCGGUUAACACCAGAUGACUGUUAUACUGUUGAGUGUAAAAACAUUCCAUGUUUACAGCUGCUCUAAAACUUUCUCUGAUUUUAUGACGACUGGCAGUGUGUAGCUGUGUCUUUGUGUUGUGUGUGUUGGUGCUCAUGCAAAACAUAAGCAACUAAUUUUGCAAUUUUACCAGCCAGGGCCUUAAUAAUGAAGUGAUCCGGCUUCAACCUCUCGACUACCUUUUUAGUCACAUAAGUGCUGUUGUCUAAUACUGUGAAUAAGGAAGGCCCCUAAGGGAUCUUACAAUAGGCUAUUAACUCAAAAUGACUCAUGUUCAAUAAUGGUUUGCAUCAAGAUAGAUCUCAUACGUCCAUAAAUAUUGUAGCGCAUUAUGGUUAUCCAUGAACCACAGUGUAUGCUUGCUUUUUAGGAUUGUGCUGAUUCAGUUGAACCUCAACUCUGCGUUUCUGUUUUGUGACAUUAAUUCAACUUUUUGAAUUAAAACUGAGCGUGUUGUUGUUUCAGUCAGUUUUUACUUGUGAAUAUGAAUUUGUGUUUUUAGUAGCGAGACAAUUACAAUGGUUUCUCACACCCUGUGAGUGUAGGUCAGAACUUAUUGUAUGUCAUGUUCUGCCUUUACCUGUUUGUGGUAAAUGCAAAUAAACCUAUGAAAAACAC
This is a messenger RNA of Epinephelus lanceolatus (giant grouper), 3196 nucleotides long. RefSeq names its product guanine nucleotide binding protein (G protein), gamma 12b (gene gng12b). Gene Ontology annotation, molecular function: G-protein beta-subunit binding. NCBI's taxonomy places the organism in Eukaryota, Metazoa, Chordata, Actinopteri, Perciformes, Serranidae. The record is from RefSeq and is a predicted model, not a curated record. Gene Ontology annotation, cellular component: heterotrimeric G-protein complex. Gene Ontology annotation, biological process: G protein-coupled receptor signaling pathway.